Molecule: messenger RNA, 3986 nt
Organism: Homarus americanus (American lobster)
Lineage: Eukaryota; Metazoa; Arthropoda; Malacostraca; Decapoda; Nephropidae
Gene: lap
Product: phosphatidylinositol-binding clathrin assembly protein LAP-like
Exons: 22
Coding region: 138-2480 (780 amino acids)
Biological process (GO): clathrin coat assembly; clathrin-dependent endocytosis; synaptic vesicle budding from presynaptic endocytic zone membrane
Cellular component (GO): synaptic vesicle; extrinsic component of presynaptic endocytic zone membrane; clathrin-coated pit
Molecular function (GO): clathrin heavy chain binding; phosphatidylinositol-4,5-bisphosphate binding; 1-phosphatidylinositol binding
Source: RefSeq, a predicted model, not a curated record
UCCAGUUGUAUGUGGAAGGCUGUGAGGGGAGGGUCAGUCGUCGGCCCUCGUAGUGGUUACAGUGUUUCUUGUUGUAUGGCCACCUGAAGCCAUUCUAGUGAUUUGUUUUUACACCCUAAUCACAUAUAAUUGCCAAAAUGGCCGGGCAAUCCAUCAACGACAGACUAACAGCGGCUCGCUACAGUCUAGCCGGACAGGGGCUUGCCAAGUCAGUCUGUAAAGCAACCACAGAAGAAGUUAUUGGCCCCAAGAAGAAACACUUAGACUAUCUCCUUCACUGCACCAAUGAGCCCAACGUGUCCAUCCCCCAGCUGGCCAACCUUCUCAUCGAGCGGGCACAGAUGCAGUCGUGGGUCAUAGUCUUCAAGGCGCUCAUCACUGUACACCAUCUUAUGUGUUAUGGCAAUGAGAGAUUUACACAGUACUUAGCUUCUAGCAAUUGCAACUUCAACCUCGGUGGGUUCUUAGACAAGACGGGAGUGGCAGGACAAAGUCAUCCACAACUAAGCUAUGACAUGUCAACGUUUAUUCGACGGUAUGCCAAGUAUAUCAACGAAAAGGCCAUCUCAUAUAGGAGUGUGGCCUUUGAUUUCUGCAAAGUUAAGCGUGGCAAGGAAGAUGGGACUUUGCGGACGAUGCCAACAGACCAACUACUCAAGACCUUACCCGUGUUGCAGUCCCAGGUUGAUGCUCUUUUGGAUUUUGACUGUACUGCCAACGAGCUGACCAAUGGCGUCAUUAACUCAGGGUUCAUGCUACUUUUUCGAGAUCUGAUUCGCUUGUUUGCCUGCUAUAAUGAUGGCAUCAUCAAUCUUUUGGAAAAGUAUUUCGAAAUGAACAAGAAGCAGGCUCGGGAUGCUUUAGAUUGUUACAAGAAAUUCCUUAUACGCAUGGAUCGUGUAGCAGAGUUCCUCAAAGUUGCUGAGGCAGUUGGAAUGGAGAAGUCUGAAAUUCCUGAUCUCAAGCAGAGUGUAGGCAUAGACAAAGGUGAUAUCCCCGACCUCACUAAGGCUCCCAGCAGUCUCCUUGAUGCCUUAGAGGCCCACCUGGCAUCACUGGAGGGUAAGAAACCACCAACCUCCUCCGCCUCCACCAACUCAAGUAAAGUGAACAUCAAGAGUGCCGUAUCUGCACUCAACUCGACUAGUGUUUCCUUUGGUACGGCAAGCAGCAAUGGACGUAUGGGGGACACUGUUGCUACGAACAAUGGAACAAAUGUAGAUGAACUCACAAAGAGGGCGGCACUGGCUGAAGAGGAGGCCAUGUAUGAAAAGCUACGGCAAGGGAGCUGGGUUCCUGGAGUGGCGGGAGCUCAAGGGACUUCUAACAUAAAGACUGAUCAUGCCAAAAACAAUCCAUUCCUGAGUUCUCCAACCAGUGAGACAGCUCCAGUCCCAAUCACAAACAAUGGUGACUCGUCUCAGAUCAUCGACCUGUUUGGUGCUUCUCAAACUGAUGCUGCAGUGGCCACACAGGCUAGUAAAGCAUCGGAUGAUUUACUUCAGUUGGGAAAUCCAUUUGCGGACAUGCUGACCACCCCAGCUGCCAGCAGUGCUCCUGCCCCCCCAACACAGCCGUAUUCCAAUGGUGUCUCUCAGAGUGUCUCUCAAAGCUCCACAUCCACUGGUUUUGUUUCUGAUAAUACGUUUGAUGCUGUAUUUGGCAACAAUAGUACAUCCCAGAGCACAGUUGUGAGCGGUACCUUCGGCUGGCCAGCUGCUCUGGUAGGAGGUGGCACCGACUCCGACGUCAAUCCUUUUGCUGACUUUGGCGUGUCAGGCCCCCCUGCUCCUUCCUUUCCCCCUCAGGGUGGUGUCAGCUCUCAGGACACCACCAGUACCACUACCACUGGGGCAGCUGACCUGUUGGGUGGCUUGGAUCCCCUGACAGGUGUUGGCAGCAGUGGCAUGUCUUCCCAGGCAUCCACCAUGCCUCCUGCUCAGUCCCAAGCAUUUGAUGGAUUUGGGGACAUUCUGAAACCUGAAGGAAGUGUGGGUGGUGGUGGUGCAGGUGGUGUCCCAGCAGCUCCUGUUGUGGGUGUCCCAACCACAGCACCCACUUCACAGCCUGGAAAGCUCAUCAGCAGUGAUUUAGAUAUGUCCUUAUCAUCCCUGGUCGACAAUCUCAACAUUAAAGGUCCUGUACCACAAAAAGGUCAGUGGAACUCCCCAAAGACUCAAAGUAAGACAGGUGGGGCUGGUUGGACCCCAGUUGCCCCAGUAUCUGCCACUGGAGGUUUUCGUCCACCUAUGCCAGGACAGCCAAUGGCUGCCCCAGGAGCCCAACCAAUAGCAGGUCAAACAGGACAGUGGAGUGGUGGAAUGCAGAUGGGUGGGGCUUUCCCUCAGCAACCCAUGCAAGGAAUGGGUAUGGGUAGUGGUGUUAUGCCUGCAGGGUUCCCAGCAGGUGGAGCUCAACCAGGAACACAGCCAACCCAACCCACACAACCUGCUGGGUUUGACCCAUUUGGUGCCCUGUAACAGUCCAGGUCGAACAUAAUAGAUGCAUAAUAUUGGCAGUAAUGAAACAACAUCAGUCUUCAUUGUCACCACGUGUUCAGUGUUGUGGCUUCAUUUUUGUGAUCCUUUGCCUCUGUGUUGACUGAGGACAAGGGAGAUAUUAAAAAGUGUGCUAGUAGAGCUGAUUGCUGUCGUCAUGCCAAAUGCAUGUUGUAUUUUUCACUUCAGAGUGUAGAAUCUGUGAUGUUUUAAGGUGAACUACUUUGUUGGAAUAAUAUGAAUUUCUAUGAUGGUAGUAGAGAUCAUGUCACCACAAGAAAAUGUUGUCCAGAUAAAAUCACCCACAUGAACACGAGAUUUAAAUCAUGCUGUCAUUAUUGAGUUGCCUGGUGUCCAUUUCUUCAUGUAUAAUUGAUAUGUAAAACGUUCCAGAUGAUGUAAUGUUGUUUAUAUGACUGAUUACCAUUUGUCCACUCAACAGACACGUAACUAUCAACUAGGCUUCUAAUGUAUAGCAUGGAAUUAAUUUUAAGUAAUAUACAAAGGUGUAUUAUAUAAAUUGUACAUUCCAAUGACUGCAAGCCAAAAGUUCAGCCUUGUGGGAUGUAGUGAGGUGUUGCUGUGUGGUGCAUCUUUUGUAUCAUAUUUAUUCUCUUCAACAUCAGUGAUGCCCUGCUGCCAAGGUGAAGGACCAGUUUAAUGAAUUUAAGUUGCCGACAUAAGUCUCAAGGGAAAGAAAUUUGCUCACAAUGGGCACUUGAGUGUAAUGCCUUCCAAUUGUCUCCACUUUUUAAGUAUCACAGUGCUGUUUAUCCAGAGCCAAGACCGAUAGGAGAAAAAUUUUUACUAUGCAAGAAAUCAUUGGGGUAGCUUUAGACUUCAACCAUCAAAAUUUUUGUUUUACUCUUUAGAUAAUUAAGAAUUAAGUGAAGGAGAGUAGACAUAUUGACAGAUAAACCAGAAAUUGACUCCACUUUUGUGUAUAGUAGAGACAAGAAUGUGGAGAUGACCACACAGGGAGAACCCAAGCUCUUAUUACUCAUAUCUAAGUAAUUAGAAAAAUAGUAGUUGUACAUAGGAGAGAAUGGUGUUUGCAGUGGAUGUAGUUGUUGCAAAGAUAAAUUGUGUGCAUUCCAAUUUGUGAGAUAGGCACAUAGUUAUAAUUUUUAAAGUCAAGUUGUAAGUAACUGGGUUGGUUGACUCGUAUUUACAACCUGUAUAUGUGUUAGCAACGUUGUCAAAAUAUCAUUUGAAGUAUUCAUGUGAAAAUCCCUAAUAGAAGGGAUUACUAUAUUGUUGGCUGAAUUGUAGAGAACAUGAAUAACAUCCUGCGGCUUCUCACCAUAAACACAGGACGCCUUAAACUCCUCCUUCAAGAAGCCUGAAUGGCAGUGCUUUUAUAUUGUAUAAUAUGUAUGUAUGCAUGUAUGUAUAAAAGUAAUACACAAAUCCAUUCAUCUACAGUAUAUAUUCAUUUAUGUGCUUAUACAUGUACACAAAUAUGAAAUACUAUACAAUAUAUAUAUA